Molecule: messenger RNA, 1221 nt
Organism: Corticium candelabrum
Lineage: Eukaryota; Metazoa; Porifera; Homoscleromorpha; Homosclerophorida; Plakinidae
Exons: 5
Coding region: 441-1073 (210 amino acids)
Source: RefSeq, a predicted model, not a curated record
AUCUUAAAUGGUUCCAGUUGCUGAUCUGUUGGUCUUACAAGAUAAUUGGAUAAUAGCCAUUGCUCCACCCGUUUGUGUUUGAUAUGCACAAGUAUUAUCCUUCCGUUUCGUUUGUAGAAAGGGCUUAGAUAAUUUGAUAAACAGAAAUGCCAGACCUAGCGGUUUCUAAUGAUACCGAGAUCAUCGCGAAAGUCCACUAAACAGCAGAGAUAUUGAUGAAUUUCAAAGUUCACGCUUAUGGUGAACAGACAGUAGUACAGCUGCAGGUUGCAACAUUUGAUGUGCAUGACGUCACACGACAUCCGCGUAUUUACACGAGAUCGAUCCUCAGCAUCCGAGGUCAUAUCUAGAGCACGUGGAUGGUCCACCUGCACAGGAACCAAUGAGAGCUAGAGAAUCUGAGACCGCGUCGUCGAUAUCAAUCUUGCUAUCCAACAUUGAUGUGCACACGUCUUGACUGCAAGCCGAGUCGGUUGAUCAGUCAACAGUCGAAAUCGAUGGAUCUUGGCAAGUCUGCUUCAAUUCGGAUUGCCCUUCGCAUUUUUGCUCUCGUAGCUGGUGCAGUUGUUAUCGGUUGCAUUGCUGGCAAGCUACUUUAUGACUUUUCAGCCUAUGAUCCAUACAGCGGACGCCAAGUAACCAAGAAAGUUUGCGUAUUCCACUUGGAGGAAAUCGCGACAACUCAGGAAUUCAAGAAGAUCGCUUGUGAACUUGGCAUAGCUAGUGGCGCAGCGGCUGUGUUGCUAGCCGUCGUUUUCUGUGUGCUUGACUACAUGGUGGCUAAUCAAGCAGGAAGCGAAGUGUCAACUCGCAAUCGUCGGUUCGCUACCAUAGUAGGCAGCGUGCUGGCCAUAAUUAUGGCACUCGUCUGGGCUACUUGCUUCGGUUACUUGACUAAACUCUGGAUUGAUUCCAAAGGCUAUGAUUGGCCAGAUGAGUACAAGAUUCCAGGGCAAGCAACCCUAGCUUUCAGUUCCCUGUCUAUUAUCACAUGGAUUAUUGUUGCCGUUCUUGGCUUUACCAAUCUAGGAAGAAUCGAAGUCCCCAGGCACCAUCGACUCAUUACAAGCUGAACGUGCAAGAAACAGAAACUGCAGCAUGCUUUUCGCAACUCGCUCGUUUAUUAGUGCGUGUCUGUCGCUUGCUACUUGUUUUGCGUUAGUCAUGCUGGUGUAGCACACUUCUAGCCUCAAUGUCAUGCUAGUGAAUUGCUAUCUGUAA